Messenger RNA from Macroventuria anomochaeta, 1693 nucleotides. Its product is annotated as aspartyl proteinase. The transcript has 3 exons. Gene Ontology annotation, molecular function: aspartic-type endopeptidase activity. The record is from RefSeq and is a predicted model, not a curated record. Lineage: Eukaryota; Fungi; Ascomycota; Dothideomycetes; Pleosporales; Didymellaceae. Gene Ontology annotation, cellular component: fungal-type vacuole. Gene Ontology annotation, biological process: proteolysis. Bases 43 to 1236 code for a protein of 397 amino acids.
UCGAGUGCAGUUCCCCAUCAACACAUAUCGUUUACUGCCAUCAUGAAGACGGCUAUCCUCCUCGCCGCGGGCGCGCUGGCCUCGCCCGCCGUUGCCGGCGUCCACAAGAUGAAGCUCCAGAAGGUGCCUCUCUCGGAGCAGCUGAAAUACGCAAACAUCCAGGAGCACGCAAAGGCGCUUGGCCAGAAGUACAUGGGCAUCAAGCCUGAGGACCACGCCGAGCAGAUGUUCAAGGCGCCCUACGUCGCCGACGGCUCGCACCCAGUGCCCGUCAGCAACUUCCUGAACGCCCAAUACUUCUCUGAGAUCUCUCUUGGUACCCCUCCUCAGGACUUCAAGGUCGUUCUCGACACUGGAAGCUCCAACCUCUGGGUCCCCUCGUCGGAGUGCAACUCCAUCGCCUGCUACCUUCACAGCAAGUACGACUCAUCAGCUUCCUCGACCUACAGGAAGAACGGCACCUCGUUCGAGAUCCGCUACGGAUCCGGUGAGCUCAGCGGCUUCGUCUCCAACGAUGUCUUCCAGAUUGGCGACCUCAAGGUGAAGCACCAGGACUUCGCCGAGGCUACCUCUGAGCCCGGUCUUGCCUUUGCUUUCGGCCGCUUCGACGGUAUCAUGGGUCUCGGCUACGACACUAUCUCGGUCAACAAGAUCGUUCCCCCCUUCUACAACAUGCUCGACCAGGGUCUGUUGGACAAGCCCGUUUUCGCCUUCUACCUUGGCGACACCAACGAGGGCCAGGAGUCUGUUGCUACCUUCGGUGGUAUCGAUGAGAGCCACUACACCGGCAAGCUCGUCAACAUUCCCCUGAGGCGCAAGGCUUACUGGGAGGUUGACCUCGAUGCCAUCACCUUCGGCAAGGAGACCGCCGAGAUGGACAACACUGGUGUCAUCCUUGACACCGGCACAUCCCUCAUUGCCCUUCCUUCCACCAUUGCCGAGCUCCUGAACAAGGAGAUUGGCGCUAAGAAAUCAUACAACGGUCAGUACACCGUUGAGUGCAACAAGCGUGACAGUCUGCCCGACCUCACCUUUACCCUGACUGGCCACAACUUCACCAUCGGUGCCUACGACUACAUCCUCGAGGUUCAGGGAUCGUGUAUCUCUGCUUUCUUCGGCAUGGACUUCCCCGAGCCCGUAGGUCCUCUUGCCAUCCUCGGAGACGCCUUCCUCAGGAGAUGGUACUCUGUCUACGACGUCGGCAACUCGGCUGUUGGUCUUGCUAAGGCCAAGUAAGCGGUUGGUGAUGUCGUUGGGAUGCAUUUGGAGUUUAGGAGGAAUCUGGGACCACAAGACCAGCAAGUGGCAUUGCUCGGUCCACAUUGUAUUCAGCAUUAAUUGGGUUACGGUUCUUUUGUCGACACAGAUUGUCGAAAUCAUGUAUAUCAGCGAAUCGAGUCAAUACAAGGAGAGUGUCUUGGACCAAAGUGACUUGCUGUUGGUGUACCUAGAAACCCAGUAGCGUGAUUUGUUAUCGAUAUUGAGGAAUCGCUCAUUGAGUGACGUAUGACAGGUCUGAGCCUCAACGCCAGGUCAUGUUCGAAUACCUGUGUGUGAUUUGUGAGCGUCUCGUGGGAACAGACAUAGCGGGGGCAAUGUUCCUGAAGAAGGACUGUUGAGUGAUGUUGCCUAGGCAGGUGCUUAUCGACCAGUCAUUCGGGCGGCGGAUGUUGGCGCUAAAUGUCGUGCGUGC